UAAACGUAUCCAGCUUUUUACAUGAAUUGUAACGAUUAAUCUUUAUAUAAACAGCGCAUUUUUGUUUUAAGAUUUUGCAUUACUUUUAAACUUAAAGAAGUAGUUUUUUACAUUGUCCUUUUUGCAGAAUGUCGCAUAGCUGUCGUCUGCUCUGUGGGUUUUUAAUGAGCUGCAUCGGCUGGACUUGUAUUAUAAUUGCGACCUCAACAAAUGACUGGGUGGUGACCUGUAAAUAUGGCAUGCACACCUGCAGGAAGAUGGAUGAGCUGGAGACGAAGGGCUUGUGGACAGAGUGCGUCAUCUCGACCGCUCUUUACCACUGUAUCUCACUCAAUCAGAUCCUGGAAAUACCUGCUUACAUCCAGACGUCUCGCGCUCUGAUGGUUUCCGCCUCUCUGCUCGGUCUGCCCUCUCUGGCGCUCGUGCUCCUGGCAAUGCCAUGCGUCAAACUGAGCGAAGAGACCGAGGACACCAAAUGCAAACGAGCAGUCCUUGGAGGACUCCUUAUACUGUUUAUAUCUCUAUGUGGGAUGGUGUCGACUGUGUGGUUCCCUAUUGGUGCACUACACGAGGACGGUCUGAUGUCAUUUGGGUUCUCUCUGUAUGCUGGUUGGGUCGGUUCAGCCCUCUGUUUUUUUGGCGGCGCGGUGAUGACUUGUUGUUCAAGGGGCGAUGGCCUAACUCAGAAUCCUGAAAACCACCACUACUACUACUCAAAACACAGUGGAGUUACCAACUCCGGCCCUCCUAUAUAUAACAGUCAUGCCAAGAGUGCACAUGUUUGAGAUUGGAGACAGAUAUACACACUGGAUAAGACUUCAGGCUUAUACCUCAAAAAGGGCUUUGGGCAGACAUACACACAUACAUGCAAACUCACACACCAAUGAAAUACACUAUGUGAGGAAUUUGUUUUCCUUUGCGAUGUUUUGACUCCAGUCAUGAGAAGAUUGGGAGGGAACAGAAUUUGGUUGAGACUGUUGUUUUUUUUUUGGGUUUUUUUUGGCUAAAAUUCUCAGACGUCUGAACGUGAAAGGCUUUGUUUAAACAGACAUUGAAAUCAAUCCAAGGGGAAAUACAGUUCCCUCUUUCCUCAGCACAUUUUUUUCAGUUGAUUGUAAGUCAACAUAUUCCUCUAUGUUUGCAUCCAAUGACAAGAAUUGAAUAUUUACAGUAUAUGGGUAGUUGACAAAUUACAAAUUAGAAUUAAAUGGACUUUUUAAUUCUAAUAUUGUAGGUUAUAAUCAAGGAUGCAACCAAAUGUUCAAUACUGGGUAGGCCAAAUGUAAAAAUUUUAACAAUCUUUCAUUGAAAAACCCAUAUUGUUCAAACACUAAUCUGAAUUUUGGAGAGGACAUGUCCCCGUUGAUGUCUAUGGUGGUUACAGCUGAAUUAGAAAAUGUUUUUUAAGUAGUUUUUGAUGCAUGUCACUGCCUGGUUACAAAGUAAAGUAAUAAAAGUAGCACAUUAUAUUUCUUGUAAUCAGAUUACAGUUACAGACUGUCAAUUAAGAUAAUUAUUUUACAUUUCAUUACUUGGGUUACACAUAGAGUAUUUCUAUAAUAAUAUGUAGAAUGCAUUUAAAACAUGAAUUUCAUUCAUUAAAACAUCUGUUUGCAUUCCUGUGGCAACUUAAAGGAAUAGUUCAACCAAAAACAUAAUUUACUCACCAUCAUGCCAUCCCAGAUACAUGACUGGCUUUCUUCUGUUGAACACAAACAAAGAUUUUUUGAAGAACAUCUCUGCUUUGUAAGUAAAACAGACUUAAAUAUUGAUCUGUUUCUCACCCACACCUAUCGUAUUGCUUCAAAAGACAUGGAUUUAACCACUGGAGUCUUACGGAUUUCAUUUUUGCUGCCUUAAUGUUCUUUUUUGAGCUUCAAAGUUUUGGUCACCAUUCACAUGCAUCGUAUGGGCCUACAAAGCUGAGACAUUCUUCAAAAAAUCUUUGUUUGUGUUUAGCAGAAGCAAGAAAGUCACACAUCUGGGAUGCCACAAGGGUGAGUAAAUGAUGAGAGAAUGUUAUGGGUAUGUGCUGAAUGGAUGAACUAUUCCUUUAAGGGCAUAUCCCCCCCUUAAGUGUUAAUGUAAAAGAAGGAAAAAUAGACAUUAUUUAGAAUUUGUUGAGCGGUAAAAGCAAAAACGUUUCUGUGAAAAUUGUAACUUAAUAGUAAUUAAUUAGUAAUGUGAUUACUUUUUAAAUUGAGUUACCAGUAAAGUCAAUAAUCUGAUUACAAUUUUAAAGUAGUACUUUUUUUGAGUAACUUAUCCAACACUGCACACUGUGCAGUUGCAUUGCUGUCAACUACCCAUGUGUUAACAUUAAAUUCUACCAAAAAACUAAAACUUGUGCAUAAUAAGAUGAGUUAUUAGCUCACAGCCUUCACAAAUGUCCUUUAGCAUAGCAUGUGUUAGAUGAACCCUUGCUCUGUCAGACAGAAAGAUAGAUAGACAGACAGACUAGAAAGACAGGAAACCAGUGAGGAUGAAUGACCAGAUGUCAUUUGCACUGUUUUCCUGGAAAGCUCUUCUCAGCAUCCUGUACAUAACCUCCCAGAACUUCAGCAUUUGAUAUCUGCAAAAGGAAAACUUGUCAUCAUUUAUGUGUCAUUUUACUCAUGUGGUCAGUGAAUGAUUCAUUAUAGUAAAGCAUUAGUGUAUCCUCCCUGUGCUUUUAAUUGGGAUUGUGAGCUCUUAACAGUUCUUGGAAUAUCCACUGUGUUAUGCAUUUUGAUUGUGUUGUUAAGUGAUAUGCUUUAAAACGAAUGUAAUUUUCUGCUCCAGCUGUGACACGCUGCCUCGUGUUAUAUCUACAUUUAAAUGAAAACAUAAGACCACAAAGUACUCUUUUAAGUCCUUGCUAUGGUUAUGGCUGAUGGCACAAAAAGACACCAUUUGUGUUUGUAAAAUAAUUUUAAUAUUUCAUUUUAAAUAUAUUUGUAUAUUCUUUCCAAACAAAUGUAGCUCUUGAUCUCUCAGUGUGUGUUCUGAAUCGGAAUGAUUUUACGCACAUAACUGAAAGGAAGAAAUGUAAAUAUCCUCAUGCAAACUUAAACAAGGGGGAAAACCACAUCAGUAAUACAUUUCUACAAACCAACCUAGAAAGAAUUUGAUAUCAGUGUUGCAAAAUAUUUUGAGAGCUAUUAAGCUUUCGCAGGGAGCCAAUCAUAAUAUUUCCCUCCAAAUUCUAGGGAGAGCUUGAGAUUUUUGAUCAAACACAGCUGUGGAGAUGGUGUAAGGUGAAAAGUCCAUUCAAUGCAUCUUUUGAGAAAGUUUCAUGUAGAGGCAUCCUGAGUUUUCCAUUAAUAAGACACUAUGUUUUGAGAGCUGUACAACAUACAAUAAGCAACAGCUCUAAAAGUAAAGAAAUGCUCUCAAGAGAACUGGGUGAACAUUUCAAUUUAACAGCGCAAUUAAAACAACAUUGAAACAGCAUACUGUUUGCAUGUCUAAACCUCCUUCAAGAUAUGUCACAUAUCUGUCACAAAGGUGCAAGUAUAUUUGAGGAGUACAUGUUCAAAA
Molecule: messenger RNA, 3519 nt
Organism: Xyrauchen texanus (razorback sucker)
Lineage: Eukaryota; Metazoa; Chordata; Actinopteri; Cypriniformes; Catostomidae
Product: claudin-11-like
Exons: 3
Coding region: 129-785 (218 amino acids)
Biological process (GO): cell adhesion; bicellular tight junction assembly
Cellular component (GO): bicellular tight junction; plasma membrane
Molecular function (GO): structural molecule activity
Source: RefSeq, a predicted model, not a curated record